UCCAUGUUGAGAUGUCAGUAGAGUUAUUUCUAGCAUUAAACCAAUAACAAUACAACAAAACGUAGCAAUCAUGAAGUUCGUUAUUGUCGUAGUCCUGCUUGCUUUGGCUUUGGGUGCUAACUCCUCAGUUUUGCCCUGGGGACCAGUUGUUGUGGGUGGUCCUCUUCCUGGUACUGUGGUACUUGGAGCUCAUCCCCCCGCCGCUGUUACAGUAGCUGCCCACCCUCCUCAUGUUGUUGCUGGUCCUGGACCUGUUCAAGUGGUGUCCGGUCCCGUCCCCGCUGUAGUUGCUGCCCCUCAUGUAGUUGCCGCUCCACAUGUUGUUGCCGCUCCUGCUGUAGUUCCAGCUCAUAGUGGCACUUUCGUUGCCAAGACUCGUGGUGCUGUACAUGUUGCCCCAUUGGCUGGUCAUGCCCAAUCGGUGGCCUCAGUUAAUCUGCAACCUGCCCCAGGAACAGUUUAAACUUCCACUUUAGAUAAAUUAUAAGAAAUAGCUGAUUUAGAUUAAUGUUGUUACAGCGAAGUUUGGAAAUCUAUACAUACCACCAAGGACAUCGUACACCAUUAUUAGUUUUAUUAAAGCAACGAAGUUACGACAAAAUUCUUUGUAUUACUACUCCAUUACUCUUCCAUUUCACCUUCCUUACGUAUUUCCAAUAAUAUAUAUCAUUUGAACAUGUUCCCUGAAUACAGUCUGCUAAUUCUUUCUAAGUCACUACUCACUUUUCUAUAUUACACAUUGAUGCGCUAUUCAGGAUCUUAGAAAUAUGUCUGUAAAUAAAUAUAAAAAAAAAACAGAA
Molecule: messenger RNA, 800 nt
Organism: Musca domestica (house fly)
Lineage: Eukaryota; Metazoa; Arthropoda; Insecta; Diptera; Muscidae
Product: adult cuticle protein 1-like
Exons: 2
Coding region: 71-463 (130 amino acids)
Source: RefSeq, a predicted model, not a curated record